Molecule: messenger RNA, 1503 nt
Organism: Salvelinus namaycush (lake trout)
Lineage: Eukaryota; Metazoa; Chordata; Actinopteri; Salmoniformes; Salmonidae
Exons: 5
Coding region: 1-1503 (500 amino acids)
Source: RefSeq, a predicted model, not a curated record
AUGUUCCUAGAACAUUCUGAUCCACAAUUCAGUGUCCCAGCUUCCACCAGACAGCUAAACAGCCUGUUGCAGCCAGCGCUAUCCAGAGACCGAGGCAUCAGGACAUCGUCAGACGUGCUGAAGUUUGGUCCCAUGCUGCAGAACGUCCUCAUGGCCGGCUCCAUCACCAAGGCAGUGCAGAUGCUGGGAGCCUUGCUGUCCCUACAGCAACUCAAACUCUUCUGCUCCUCUUCCUCCUCUCAAGAUGAGGGCUUCCAGAAGGACCAGGUCUUUAUAUGCAGCAUCUCCUCCUCCAGCAAAGUGGCAAAGCUCCCAAUCCCCAGCUCCUCAACCAGCGUAGCCAGUCUGAAUCUGACCAAAGACGAUGGGAUCUUUAUCUCCAAGGAGAAGACACCGCAGCAGCCGACUACAACGACGGUUACAACCACUCAAAUCAAAGAGAACAGUCGAAUCACACAAACACCUGGAGCAACAGAUCUCGGUCUACCUGUCCCAGGUGAGCUCCUCUCAGGGUUCAGUAACCCAGCCAACCAGAUGACAGCCCUGGCUCCUCCCCCUCUAGAUCCAGGAAGUGACACCAGAGUACAGCACCAGAAGCAAACUUCCUCUCAGCUCAUGCAAUUCCUGCGAACCAACUGCAGGAACGAGCCAUCCAUGGAGUUGACUGCUUUCUUCCAGUACACCACCUCUGAUUCCACCGCCCCGGCAACGACCUCUGACCCCACCACGGAAACCAAGCAUGCCCAGGAAAUUAAGAAUGUUCUAGAAACUAAGAACCUCAGUGUCCUGAAGAAGGAGCUGUUCUCAGAGCUGCCGGAUAACCAGCUGAACCAAUAUGCCCCGGUGUUCACAGUAAAGCGUGUGGAGUCUGGAGGCUCUCUGAUCUUCAGCUGUAUCAUUGCCACCAAGACAGAGCUCUGGGAUAUAGGAGACGUCUUUACCGAGGCGACAAGGAGCGGUCCUUCCUCUGACGUCAUCACCACCUCAGAGAACAAGAUGUCUGCCGCUAGUGUCCAGUGUCAGAGUGUAGAAAUCUCUAACACGACCCUCCACCCCCCAGCUCCAUCCAUCCACAGCCUACAGAUCAAAGAGGGACAUGUGACGGGGGAGGUUCAGGACGAUAUCAACACCAUCAGUCGGACUCCAGAACUCCAGAGAUUCCAGAACUGUUGUUCCUUUGUUACCCCGGGCAACCAGUGUCUGAACAUUCCAGAGUUCCAGAUCCGUAAGUUUGAGGAGACGGCAGUGGUGGUGAGUCACGUGGUGCAUCCUGGGAACUUCUACAUCCAACAGGCCGACGCCACCCUCCAGCUGGAGGACCUCAACACUGAUGGUUUAGCAGAGCUGAAGUGUAUUCCAGACAUCGGGACCUACGUCGUGGCUUGGUUCCCCCAACAGGAGAGCUGGUGUCGGGCACAGGUGGCCAAGAUAUGUGGCAUGAGUGGAGGACGCUACAGAAUGUUAAUAACCCCUAGGACGCUGCAGAAUGUUAAUAACCCCUAG